UGGAGAUUUUUAGGAAAGGGCAGAGUGAAUGGGCGUCUGGGAAGAUGAAGGUCGAGAAAGUAGGGAAUAGGUAUGAGAUGAGGAGAUUAGAUGAGAAAGAUUGUAUUAGUGGAGAUUUUGGUGAGGAUAUAAGUCUUGCGGUGUGUAGAGAAGCAAGAGUACUUGGGCUUUAUGCAGAUUGAGCUCAGAGAUCAUUUGUUGAAAGGGUUAAGCAAAUAUUAGAUAGCUUGACUUCUUUGAAGGAAUUGCUUUCUUUGAAAGAUCUUUUCUCUAAUGGAGAUGAUUGUUCCUUAGACAAAAAGCUAGAUGAGACUUGACAGGUUGCCAUUAAUCUUUUGCAAAAAUACCAAGAAAAUGACUUAAUAUUAGAUAAAAAUAACCAUUACAAAAGAAGCUUAGAAAGCCAUAUCACUGAAGAAAAGAAACAUCACAAUGAGAUGGAGCAUGUUGAUAGUAUCAUAAGUUCUCAUGCUUACCAGAAAUAUCUAGAUAUGAAAGAUAAACUCAUAACAAGAGAUGAUAAUCUACUAUUAGAUCUCAGUGAUAAGCAAAUUAUUGACUUGCUAAAGAGCUGGAAACCUGUGACUCUUCCUGAAGUUAAAUCUAUAACUUUCGAGAAUAUAAACUACCAAAAUUUAAAAAGUAUGAAGCAUUUUAUUUUGAAUUGCUUUCCUCAAAAGCUUGAUAAAUUAGAUAUUAGAACUCAAAGACUGCCUUUUAAGGAUUGAAAGAGGUUUAUGAAAGAGAUCAUGAGUAUCAGCCAUAAAAUACAAACAGAAAGCUGCUUCUACAAUUUACAGAUUAGCAAGAAACAAUUUAUGAGGCUAAUUUCAGCGAAUCAAAAUAAGAGAACUGUUGUGUUUUCUAAAUGCAAAAUUCUCUUAUAAAAGGUAUUCCUGAUUUCACUUAUGCUCUGAAUGAAAGUACACUCAAAGUGCUGAGACUAAAUAAGUGUCGGAUUCUCUACCUUACUGCAUCUUCUAAUAAUCGCGAUGGGCUCGCAAUCCUGGUGAAUAGAUUAUCAAAAUCGGCUUCUUUCCUGAAGAACCUGAUGUUUCUUCACUUGUCAGGUUAUGGCCUCGCAAAGAUUCCCUCUCUCCAGAAUAAACUUAGCCAGUGCGGGCUGGCUAAGAGACAAAUCUAUUAUUCAAAAUAAAUUUACUCUUUGAAGUUG
Moneuplotes crassus is the source of this 1174-nucleotide messenger RNA. The record is from the annotation of a GenBank genome assembly. Lineage: Eukaryota; Ciliophora; Spirotrichea; Euplotida; Euplotidae.